UAGCAAAUAAAUAAUAUUUUCUCUCAUCAAGAUUCCAGGCUUGAUAAAGCUCAGCUUCACUCUUGCAUCUGACCGACUCAGCCACGGAGUGCCAGUAGACUGGAAGAAGAAAUUCCCGUUCGGCACUUCUGAAAGUCGCAAGGAGUCAAGGUCGCAGACGGCCAAUCGCAGUCCCGCAGCUCCCGGCACGCCGCCGCACGCUCCUACUGCGUGGUAGUCUGGUUCUCACAAUCUCGUUUCUCAGCUUGUGCCCUUGUUGGAGUUCUGUCUGAGUGGCUACCUUCAGUAGCUCUGUUAAUGGCCCCUGUUCCCAGGGACCAGUGUGCUGCUGAGAGAUUUGACACUUAUGAUUGGAUAAGUCACCUUCCGGAUGACAUUCUCAUUGUGAUAUUGUCUUCCCUUCCGCUAAAGGAAGCUGGGCGCACGAGUAUUCUUUCAUCACGUUGGAAGAACUUGUGGAAACAAACCUCGUGCCUCAAUUUUGAUGCCAGCAGUGCAUUGGACAUGAUUGCUCGAGAUCGCAAGCUACGGUGUGAGGAGAGGCGCAAAUAUGUAAGAUGGGUGAACUCUGUCCUGAAAUCUGCACCACACAAAGGGGCAAUCACCUUAAAACACUUCAGGAUCUGUUUUGAUGUAGGAAAAGCAUUCUCUGGGACCAUUACGAAGUGGCUUAUGUUUGCUUUUAAGAGACGGGUUGAGAGCUUGGAGUUGAACCUUCUAGAAUAUGGCGAUUAUGGAUCAUGGAAACCAUAUGUCUUCCCUGAAGACAUCUUCUUCCGAAACAGCAGUGACAUCCCUUACCAAACUACUCCACUUUUCAACUUCAAUUCCCUGAAAGCGCUGUGCUUGAAGAAUGUUUUGAUCAGUGAAGAAGCUAUUGAGCUUUUCUUGCGCAACUGCCCAUCACUGGAGCAAUUAGAUCUUCAAGACAUAGAUCAAUUAAUAAAUCUUGAAGUUUGUGGUCCAUCUCUCCUGUUAAAAAGCCUCUAUGCACAGUAUUGCUAUGAUUUGGUAUCCAUUAAGAUAUCCGCACCAAACCUUACUUCACUUUCAGUUUUGACACCCAAAGGACUCGUGCUUGAGAAUGUUCCAAUGCUGGUCAAUUUAAAUAUUAGCUGUAACGAAGCUCACAUCCCAUUGUUAGUUCCUGCACUAUCUUGUUGCUUUGCCCAAUUGGAGAUUCUUACCCUGCGGCUGCUCGUGUAUGAGGCAUCUGAUAUUGGGCGGUUCAACUUCCCUGAGAUGCCUAAGUUGAAGAAGUUGGUUUUAAGUUAUGGCGGAGGGGCCGGAGACCAUGAUGAAAGUCUUCUCGGGCUAAUGACAUUCAUUAGGAUAUCUCCCAAGCUAGAAGAGUUUGUGUUAAUGAUUUUGUGGGGCGCGAAAAUUUCAUGGGCUAGCAGAGAAGUGAAUAAGGGGGCACCAUUUCUACACCAACACCUUAAGGUGUUCCAGUACUCAGGCUAUUACGGCCGAUGCAUUGAUCUGGAAGUAGUGAUGUUCAUUUUGGAAAAUUGUGUUGGGCUUCAACAAAUCAUUAUCGAUCCAUCUGUGCCGUCCAUUUUUUUGCAUGAGCCGCCAGAUCCUAGUGAAUUGGAACAGGAAGAAGUUGGCAGAAGUUAUGCGAAGCAACACCUGAAACCAAUAAUCCCUCCUCACAUUACAUUGGCUAUCCGAUAGAUCCUUUCUUGCUGCUGCUGGUCUACACCACAGGUCACCAGCCAUCUGGAGUAUAUAGCUCUUCUCCCCUUAGCUUUAUUUAUUUGUUUAAGCAUUUAUUAUUACCCGUUUGGUGGACUAAAGUAUUCGUGCGAUUGGUGUUAGCUUUGUGUACUUGUUGUAAAGGAAAAGAAGUUUGUGGAUAUUGAAAUAAUUGUCCAUGAUUACCAAAAUGAUAGGGAUCUUCUAAAAGAAAGAAAAAUAAUAACAUUCUUUAAAGGAAAAGAAGUUUGUAAAGGAAAAGAAGUUUGUAUAUAUUGAACAUUUGUCCGGAUAUAUAAACACAUGUCAUCUGGAUAUUUCAUAACACCAUUCUAAGAUGAAACUAAAUACUUUUAAUGCUGGUCGGUUUAAAUUUCAAUAUUUGUCCGGACAAAAAAGAAAUUAAAUCUUUGAAGAAAUCUUCUAAUCCAUUUUUGGUAAUCAUUUUGGUAAAGGAAAAGAAGUUUGUAAAGGAAAAGAAGUUUGUGGAUAUUGAAUAUUUGUCCAUGAUUACCAAAAGUAGCAUGAAACAACAAUAGAGAUGUUUGAAAAUAGCAAACUUAUAAUAGGCCAAUGAUUGAAUCGAGAAAGUAGUUUACCUCCGCCGGGAGCUAUAUGUUAGGGUUCAUGUGAUCGUUCGUAGUUUUUGUAUGUGGACUCCU
This is a messenger RNA of Cuscuta epithymum, 2360 nucleotides long. The record is from the annotation of a GenBank genome assembly. Lineage: Eukaryota; Viridiplantae; Streptophyta; Magnoliopsida; Solanales; Convolvulaceae.